This is a messenger RNA of Marmota flaviventris (yellow-bellied marmot), 664 nucleotides long. It is a transcript of the gene Ndufab1, whose product is annotated as NADH:ubiquinone oxidoreductase subunit AB1. Gene Ontology annotation, molecular function: acyl carrier activity; acyl binding. Gene Ontology annotation, cellular component: respiratory chain complex I; mitochondrion. Lineage: Eukaryota; Metazoa; Chordata; Mammalia; Rodentia; Sciuridae. The record is from RefSeq and is a predicted model, not a curated record. Gene Ontology annotation, biological process: fatty acid biosynthetic process.
GCAUCCUGGGUCGGCGUAGCAAUGGCGGCUCGUGUCCUUUCCUCCUGUGUCCGCCGCCUGCCUGCGGCCUUCGCGCCGCUGCCUCGUGUCUCCGUACCCGCCCUGGCCCGGCCGCUCAGCACCGCUUUGUGUCCCGCGGGGAACCGGACGUGGCCCGGGACUACACAGCUGGCCUUAGUGCUCACGCAGGUUCCAGGGAGAGUUACACAAUUGUGCCGCCAGUAUAGUGACGCACCCCCUUUGACGUUAGAGGGAAUCAAGGACCGUGUUUUAUAUGUCCUGAAACUCUAUGACAAGAUUGAUCCAGAAAAGCUUUCGGUAAAUUCCCAUUUUAUGAAAGACCUGGGCUUAGACAGUUUGGACCAAGUGGAGAUUAUCAUGGCCAUGGAAGACGAAUUUGGGUUUGAAAUUCCUGAUAUAGAUGCAGAAAAGUUAAUGUGUCCACAAGAAAUUGUUGAUUACAUUGCAGAUAAGAAGGAUGUAUAUGAAUAAAGUAUCAGACCCCUCUUCCUCACCAAGAGAGGACUCGGAUGAUCCUGGGGAGUGUGUGGAAGUGAGAACCCAUUCUGGUGUCGUCACUGACCUUGACAGAGCAGUUCUCCUGGACUUGUAUUUAAAUUCUCUAAAUGUACUGCCCUUUGAAAAUAAAUCUAUAAAACCAACA